AGUGUAAUACCGGCCUUAGCGACGUAAUUGUGACUCCCUUCUUAUUACGUCCAUGGUUUAAAAUCACGUAAUACUAUAGCAAUAGACUGUGGUAACUGUCGUCACACAUGGAUGUCUUUGCAGGAGGUGUGCUUCGUUUAUGUUCAUCUUUGGGAUCUUGUAAUGUGGCUCUGUGAUUUGAUAUAUGGAUUGUACGCGCGAAACUCAAUUUUAUCUAUUGUAGUCAUGUUAGAAUUUUGUGCAUGUCAUUGUUAUAUAUUGCGCUUAUUAUCAAAAACAUCGCCUAAUAUUUUGGGAACCUGUUAUGUUUCUCUUUUUUGAGAAGUGUACUGUAAUUUUUAAUUUUGUAAGUGUAAUUAAAGGUGUAUUUUGUUCAUGUAUAUCAAAACUGUAUCUCCAUCAUGGAUAAGUUGAUGGACCUAUUUGAAAAAGCUUUGGAGAAGAAACGAAAAGAAGAAGAAUCUGAAGAACCUUUUCAAGUCCGCUUGAAGAAGUGCCUUGAAAUGUGUAGAAGCUUGGAAGGUGUAAUAAGUAUGGUUGAGGCAAAGAGGGAUCUUCCAGAUCACAGCAUAGGCAGUGUUGCUGAGGCAUUGUCAUUUCUAAAGAAAUUUGAAGAUGAUAAGACUAGUCAUUUAUAUGCUACAGAUGUACCAAGUACCGCAGCUGUGAUUUGUGCAAAUGCCAUUAGAAAAAUUAUAUCUACAGAAGAUGAGGAGGAUUUAGUAUCAAACCAGAGAGAUGUAUUGAAUUCUGAAAAGAGGGAACAGUGUGAAUCACUGAUUACUAUAAUGAAAAAACUUGUGGGGAAGAGUAGAUUUAACAUUGCUGGUUUCCAGAAUGAUUUUAAUCAAGUUGACAACAUGCCACUGGAAGCACUGUGGUAUUUCAUGUCAGCAGCUCUAAUCCCACUGCCACUUUAUAUAUUAAGUCGGUCAAAUCAUAUGAACUUUGUGAAGAACUUUGCAUGUAGGCUUGUCCAGUUAAGCACUGUUGGUGGAGAUGAAAUCCAGAAAAGUGAAAGAUGUUCAGGAGAGCUGAAGACAACCGCUGGACAAACAACAAAAGAAAGAAACAGAAGAGUAAUAAUCACCUCAAGUGCUUUUGAAAUAGCGGUAUCCAGAACACAAGAGGUAGUUCGUGACAUGUUCAUUGCAUUGUUGACUUCCAGAUUCUGCCUAAGUGAAGGUAUUACUCCAACCAUAAAGGGAAAACAGAGUGCUGAAAUAUGUACUCAGAUUUUGGAUGCAAUCGCUCAACAGACAACGGCACUGUUGCUCCAACACGAAAAAGCAAGACUGCCAAAUGGAGACUUGUACCAAAUGUGUCUGACAGCACCACUUCGUUCACCACAGGCUGCAUUGGAACAGCAUGCAGCCGGCCAACUCAGGUCUCUUCUUUCAGCUCUUCCUGCACAUGAAUCUGCAGAGGACUUAGAAAUGGAUGAUGUGACAAUGGAUGUAGAGGGAAUAACAGAGGAAAGUGUACGGUUGAUGUACAGUGUAAUUAAACAACAACCAGACUGGACAGGUAGUACAGCUCCAAAAUCAUUAAGCAAAUUUUUAUCUGCAAUAGCUAAAGUUAUGAACCUGAAGGACAGUCUUGCAGUAGUGAAUGAAGCUAUUUUAGAUGUAAAAGUAAAUUGGCAGAUACUAUUGCUGUUUGUGUCUUCACUGUGUAAAGAUGUGGAUUUGGCCGCAGAUAAAAUCAAAGGACUCGUUCUGGACACCAUCCUUCGCAGUUUCUCUGAGACAAGUAAAUACUUAUUAGGUGCUGGACUGGUUAUAGCUCGACAAUGUUGUGCAUUAAGUUGUAAACAUUUCACAUCAUAUGCAGAGUGGUUUGGCCAAACAUUUGGGUCUGAAGCAGCCCAGGUAACACCAUCAACCACAUCUCAGCAAGCUUUUGAAUUUCUUAUGGGCUUUCUGGGAGAAAUAAUUCCUGUAGAACCAGCAUACUGCUUGAGAGUCCACAUCAAUAAGGUACCUUUAUCACCGCCAAACUGUAAAAUUUUACUUGGGGAUUACAUACAGUUAGCAAAAUCUAGACUCAGUGAACUCAAUGAGGUACCUACUAUUGGUCUCUUUGGGUUUGAAAUGUCAACAGAUCAAGAAAUAGCCUACGUGCUGUCCAGUUUUGAAGAAACAGGAGAAGUGAUGCAGACAGUUCUGAAUGCAGCAGUAUUUCGCAGCCGUCACUUUGAGGCAGAGUUCUUGCCUCGCCUUCUUACUCCUAGAGUGCUACCUCACCCUCCUGAUGUCCGCUGUCGAUUUAUAGAUCAAUUACGCUCAAAGGGAAAAAUACCCAGUACAGUUUAUAAGAAAUACCUGAGUGAUUGUGCAGCUCUGGAAGAUAACAACGUGCCCCAGGAAGUUCUAAGCACAGAAAAUGCCCCUGAACUAUUUGUUCAGUUACAAGAAGCACUAGAGGAUUUGGCCUCUUCUCUCUUAAUGCAAGCAACAGAUGUAGAAGCAGCAUGGUCAAAAAUUGCCCUGUGCUUAGAAAAUAUGGCUGCUGCAGAAGAAUUUAGGAAUGCAUCAAUGUGUUUAAAGGUCAUACAGUUAUAUUUAGAAGUUUUUGUUAACUGUAUGUGGGCAUGUUCAGAAGAUUCCAUGAAGAAGUGGCCCAAACAAUAUGUGUGCCUGCUACAAUCAUUUCCAGAUCUUUGGAAAUUACUAUGCAAUUCUGUUAUUCAGUGGUGCCUGAGUGAAGAACAACUUCCUGAUCAUAAGGUUCGAGCAGCAGCUGUUUUGUUGUAUCUAAUAGAAUCAUUUGGGCCAAGUUUUUCUAAGUUACCAGUAGAGGAAUCUGCAGAGUGCACAACAGUGGCACAAUAUGUUGCUGAUAGGAUCCCUCUCAGAGAUGCGAAAGACAUGAUACACUGCAUAAGGCUAGCUGAACAGUACAUGCGAUAUGCUGAAUUUACAUGGGAACUAAAGGCUGAUAUUGAUGAUGCAGCAACCAGUUUGUGUCUGUUGCAAGUGGUGCCCGCUGUUCUUGUAAAGAAAUUUUUAUUUGCGCAACAAAGACUGGACUCUGAAAAGUUGCCCCCCUUGUCAUGGAAACCUUCCAAGUUUUGGGCACAGUUCAUACAUAAUAAUCAGAUGACACUGAAUGAGUGGCUACAAGCAGAAGCUGACACGGCUACUGAAAGUGAAUCUGCAGGGUGUCGUCAGCAGAGGCUAAUAGCGAGGUGCUCUCCUCCGGACAAAGACACUCUUCCCAAUUUAUUCAACGCAGCAAUAACUUUCACUGAUGCAUCUCUGGAAUCUGAUCUUGUAUUAGUGUUAACUUAUGUCAUUGAAACAAAUGCAGCUAACAUUGGUUCAUCAUGGCUGUUGCAACAGUGGGCCAACCAAAAGCCCACAGAGGAUAAUCGCAUUUGCAGUAUUGUAACACGAUUACCUCCAUGGUUGAUCUUCACGUCUAACUAUUCUGUGACUCCAGGAAGGCAAAUAAUGCAAGACGUGGCAGCCUUCAUAACCAAACGUUUAGUGAAGAGCUUGUGUGACAGAGGAUUUCUUCCAAGCAUCUUCACAAGGCACAUACUCAUGGGCUUGUGUUCAGCAUGUCGCUCAUCUACAGAUAAAGCUGCUGAAUAUCUGUCUUACAUUAUAGGAUGUUGCCCAGCUUUUCAUGUGGCACUCAUGGUACAUGCGAGACAAGUCAGCCCUACCUUGCUGACAAAAUUUCCUGCUGAUGCAAAAGGGAAAUACACAUCAUUAAUGAACCUCAAAAGUUUAUUCUCCACCUUUUUACUUAACACAGGUUGUUGGGAAGUGCCAUCAGAAAGUAAAUUACAUGAAAUGAAGGUUGAUGAAUGGGAGAUUGGACUUGCAUUGUGGUAUAGAGGCAGUUUGUCAGACCAUCGCAGAUGUAAUACUGCAACCUGUUUACACCUUCCAAUUGGAAUUCUUAAAUGGGUAUUAUUGUUUGGUGUAUUAGAUGUAGGAGUUCACAUCUCAGAAGGCAAACUGCCAGUGGAUUUGAAUGGUCCAGAACCACACCUAGAGAUACAGUCAAAGUAUGGUCAUUUUAUUACAGAACUUGUAACACUGGUUGAACAGUCUCCAGCAGUACUUCAGGUGUUAGACAUGUGCUGGAAGGAGCAAACAAGAAAUCCUAUACAGUAUUUCCCACCACAUGUUCAGCAUUUGACAGCUGUAUCAGGUGUAGUGCUAUUUGCCCGAGAAUCUGUUUUGAGUCGCAUUUUGAAAAGCACUGAUACAGCUGGUUUGUUGUGCCGUGGACUGCUGUCUUGCCUACAGCGGUGGACGGCGGACGUGUUUACAUUUUCAACUGAUGCAGAAUUUAUUUGUAGACGAACAUUUGUUAAUCCAGUAGUGGUCUCAAGAGUUUCAGGGUUUACUCAUAAGUUAGUUACAAAAAUAUCCAAAAAGUACAAUAUCACUGUACCUGGUUCAUAUUUUUCACGUGUUAGAAAUCCUCAAGGUGAGACACUGUAAAUUAAGCACCUCCAAAAUAAAAGCAAGUUUAUUUUCUUAUGAA
This is a messenger RNA of Schistocerca gregaria, 4506 nucleotides long. RefSeq lists its product as uncharacterized. The transcript is spliced from 25 exons. Gene Ontology annotation, biological process: interstrand cross-link repair. NCBI's taxonomy places the organism in Eukaryota, Metazoa, Arthropoda, Insecta, Orthoptera, Acrididae. Gene Ontology annotation, cellular component: Fanconi anaemia nuclear complex. Bases 402 to 4463 code for a protein of 1353 amino acids. The record is from RefSeq and is a predicted model, not a curated record.